Molecule: messenger RNA, 2233 nt
Organism: Durio zibethinus
Lineage: Eukaryota; Viridiplantae; Streptophyta; Magnoliopsida; Malvales; Malvaceae
Product: protein S-acyltransferase 18-like
Biological process (GO): protein targeting to membrane; peptidyl-L-cysteine S-palmitoylation
Cellular component (GO): endoplasmic reticulum; Golgi apparatus
Molecular function (GO): protein-cysteine S-palmitoyltransferase activity
Source: RefSeq, a predicted model, not a curated record
UCGCCAGUUGCACCUGAGAGACAUCAUGGGAUUCUAGUAAGCUCAGUUUGAAGGUGCGAUUUAUAUAUAUAUAUAUAUACAAGGAUCGUCUUCAGGACAAACGAAGAAAAAUAAGCCUACAACAGGCAACAGCUUUAAAGUCAGAAAGUACUUCACCUUUGGUGCCAACCUUGAGUUCCUCCAGAUUCUUCAGCGAUUCUUCGGCCGUUCGGCGUUGCGCUUUCUUCGUUAGUUUAGAAGUAAUUCACUGAAGAGUUUGGAGGAACUCAUGGGUGCUGCCAAACUUCCCCUACUCCGUUUCAGAAAAACCCCAUUGUCUUGACUACUUAGCCCUAAACAGCCUCAUAAAGUCUGGGUUUAGUGGGUUAAAUCUUUUCAGACCCACCCAUUGCACAUUAAGGCUGGCGGCCCAUGGAAUGGCCCCACACAGUGUCUUUUCGGGCACCUAAACGUGGAAAAGAAACAAUGAUGACGAACUCAUGGCCGUCAGAUGGGGCUAAAUCAACAUCCAGAAUCGCCGUUCAAAUUUCAAACCGCCUUAUCAGAAUUCGACCGUUACAGCCGAAGAUGUUUUCUCAAGCUAAGCCUGAAAAGUUUAAGACCAUGAGGAUCAUGAGACGCCAUGGUUGGCAGCGACCUCUCCACCCUUUACAGAUGGUGGGAAUGGCAGUAUAUAGUUUUCUAGUUGUGGUCUUUUAUACAUUUUUAGGCCUCUUGCUUGGAAACAGAAUUGCUGAAAUCACUGUCACAACUAUCUUUUCCUUUGUGGCACUCUCAGUUAUGUUCCUGUUUAUUAGGUGUACUGCUAUUGAUCCUACUGAUAAAAUCAGCUCUAGGAAGAAAAAAAGAGGCAAAUCUAAAGGGAUUCUGAAGCUAAAUUAUGGGUUCAUAUUGACCCAGAUUGUUGUAAGGUUUUUUAGGCGGUUGGAGAAGAAGAUUCUUAGGACUUUUAUAAGGAGGAAAUAUCUGGAUCCAUGGAAAACCGAUAUCCAAAUGGAACCAUUGCUACCAUUUCCCCUCGUCAUGAAAGAUGAUGCAAUUUCACCUGACCUUAAAGAGGGCGACAUCUCUUAUUGUUCUCUUUGUGAUUUUGAGGUGAAAAAACAUAGCAAGCACUGUAGGACUUGCAACCGGUGUGUUGAAGGUUUUGAUCACCAUUGCAGGUGGCUGAACAACUGUGUAGGGAAAAGAAAUUAUACAACAUUCAUUCUUCUAAUGAUUUUUGUCUUGUUAAUGCUAAUCCUAGAAGGUGGAACUACUAUUGCCAUAUUUAUCAGGUGCUUUGCAGAUAAGAAGGGAAUAGAGCAGGAGCUGGAGAAAAGGCUAUAUAUAGAGUUCCCUAGAGAAGUUCUUGCCACAAUAACAAUUUUGUUGGCUUUGUUUACUGCCUAUGGUUCGGCAGCAAUGGGACAGCUUUUCUUCUUUCAUGUAGUUCUGAUAAGAAAGGGAAUGAGAACAUAUGAUUAUAUACUGGCAUUGAAAGAGGAGAACCAAUUUACAAUAGACCCGUUUGAAAACUCAGAUAUCUCGUCAGAUGAUAGCUCUGAUUUUGAUUCACCUGAAAAACCAACAUUGUUGUCAAGGCUUAUAUGCAGAGGACAGAGAACUCAGAACCCAUCACGAGUGUCCAUAAGAAUUGAUGGAGAUCCAGAAGCUUCCACCUUAACCAGCAAGAAACAAGGCUUCCAUGUAAGCAUUGACCCAUGGAAACUGAUAUAUCUGAGUAGGGAGAAAGCUCUUCUAGCAGCAGAGAAGGCUAGAGAAAGGCUUAUGAAACAAAAGCCAGCGGUGGAACUUGAUCCAUUGAAGCCGUUACCAUUGGAGACAAAACAUGGCCCAUUAAUUAAUCUAGAAAGAAAUAUGGCCUCAGGAACAGCAACACCACCGCCUCUCAUUUCCAAAAGCAGGCUUCCUGGUUCACCAAGAUGGUUUGCAAGCCCAAGGCGUCGAUUUUCUGGCUCACCUACCAUGUUCUCCAGUGUGAUUCCGUCACCAAAAGAAAAAUAUAGGAGCAAUUUCGAUUUGAAGUUAACAGAGGUUUCCAGGGAGCUUGAAACAUUCAUUUCGAGGCAGGUUUUAUGUUCUGUUAUAAAAAAAGAUGGCAGUGAGGCAUCUCCAAGAUAAAGACGUUUGAAUUUUAAGGUUCUUAGCUCUGAGAAAGAUUCAUUGGCUAGUUCAAGGCUCUGAUCUCAUUAGAUUUAUAAGUAAGGUCGGCAAUUUAAUCCAUGAUUUU